CGCUCCUCCGCGCAUCCGUCCGUGCAGAGCCGUCCCUCCUUCUCUCCGUCCCUCCGUCCGUCUCGGUCCUCGGCGUCCGCCAUGGGGAAGCCGGCGAGGAGAGGCUGCGACUGGCGGCGCUCCCUGCGGAGCAACUGGCUGCUGCUCUCCACCGUGGCCGCGGUGGUGCUGGGCAUUGCCAUAGGAGUUCUGGUUCGAGAAUAUGGUGCACUCUCAAAUCUGGAUAAAUUCUACUUCUCUUUUCCUGGAGAAAUUCUAAUGAGGAUGCUGAAACUCAUCAUUUUGCCAUUAAUUAUAUCCAGCAUGAUUACAGGUGUUGCUGCACUGGAUUCCAACGUAUCUGGAAGAAUUGGUCUGCGUGCUGUUGUGUAUUAUUUCUGUACUACCAUCAUUGCUGUGAUCCUAGGUAUCGUGCUGGUGGUGAGUAUCAAGCCUGGCGUCACCCAGAAGGUGACAGAAAUCAACAGGUCAGGCAACACCCCCGAAGUUAGCACAGUGGAUGCUAUGCUGGACUUGGUCAGGAAUAUGUUCCCUGAGAACCUCAUCCAAGCCUGUUUUCAGCAGUACAAAACCAAGCGUGAAGAAGUGAAGCCCAGUGAUCCCGAGAGGAACAGCACAGAGGUAUCCGUCACCACCGCCAUGACAACAGUGCCUGAGAACAAGACAAAGGAAUACAAGAUCGUUGGCAUGUAUUCAGAUGGCAUCAAUGUCCUGGGCCUGAUUAUCUUUUGCCUCGUCUUUGGACUUGUCAUUGGAAAGAUGGGAGAGAAGGGGCAGAUUUUGGUGGAUUUCUUCAAUGCUUUGAGUGACGCGACCAUGAAAAUUGUACAGAUUAUUAUGUGCUACAUGCCGAUUGGUAUUUUGUUCCUGAUCGCUGGGAAGAUCAUAGAAGUUGAAGACUGGGAGAUCUUCCGUAAGCUGGGCCUGUACAUGGUCACCGUCCUCAGCGGGCUUGCAAUCCACUCCAUUGUAAUUUUGCCACUGAUCUAUUUCAUAGUAGUACGGAAGAACCCUUUCCGCUUCGCCAUGGGAAUGGCCCAGGCGCUCCUGACAGCUCUCAUGAUCUCCUCCAGCUCAGCAACCCUGCCUGUCACGUUCCGCUGCGCAGAAGAGAAGAAUCGGGUGGACAAGAGGAUCACUAGGUUUGUGCUGCCUGUCGGUGCCACCAUCAAUAUGGAUGGGACUGCGCUGUACGAGGCCGUGGCCGCUGUGUUCAUCGCGCAGCUGAACGACUUGGACUUGAGCAUCGGGCAGAUCAUCACCAUCAGUAUCACAGCCACAGCUGCCAGCAUUGGUGCUGCCGGCGUACCCCAGGCUGGCCUGGUGACCAUGGUGAUCGUGCUAAGUGCUGUGGGCCUGCCUGCCGAGGACGUCACCCUGAUCAUCGCUGUCGACUGGCUCCUGGACCGGUUCAGGACCAUGGUGAACGUGCUGGGUGACGCAUUUGGCACUGGCAUCGUGGAGAAGCUGUCCAAGAACGAGCUGGAGCAGAUGGACGUCUCCUCGGAAGUCAACAUUGUGAACCCCUUUGCUUUAGAAUCCACGAUACUCGAUAAUGAAGAUUCAGAUGCCAAGAAGUCUUAUGUGAAUGGGGGCUUUGCAGUGGACAAAUCCGACACCAUCUCCUUCACCCAGACCUCACAGUUCUAGAGCCUCAGCGUCAGUGACUGGGGUGAUAACGGACAGCUCCCAGAGAGUCAUCUCUUAGCAAGUUCCAACAUUAAGGAAAAGAGAAACACUAAUGAUCAAUUCUACACUUAGUUUGAUAUACAGACCUCCAGAUUAUUUUCUAUAUUUGGCUUGAUAGCCUUUGUUCUCUGGGUUUGGAGAUUUGAGGGUGGGGUAAAAUGAAAGGAAGUUAAGGAACUGUAUCAGCUGGGUCUUUCAGAUUCUCUAAGACAAAGUUUGGAAGUACACAAAGUAAUAACUGUUGGGACUAGGUAAUGGAUAUGGAAGAGAAAUUGCUUUCUCAAUAUACAGACCAGUGUUUUGGGUUUUUGAAAUUAUUAUUGGCUACAAAUUUUUACUCAGGCUUUCUAUUGGCAUGAUUUCCUUUGCCCUCACUUUUUAUAGAUUAUACAUCAUCUUAACAGCCCUACCCAGUUGAUGUGCCAAAAUUUCCACUUGGAACCCAUAUCUAGCCACUUUCAAACUACUUUUUUUAAAAAAGACCAGCACAGUUCUGCAAUAACCAUUUUAAGAUAGGCAUAGGUUGAGGGGGGAGAAGGGUUCAUUUUUUAAUGUACUGUAUUGGGACACUGGUAGCCCAGUGUUCAGUAUAGAACUAUAUGUAUAUGUGUAUAUAUUUAUUAUUUUCAUAUAAUUUGUGAGAUCAGAAAUGAAUUGUCAAUGUGAAAAAAGGAGCUCUCCUUGUACUUGAAUAAUAACUCCAAUUCCAACUAAGUUGCACUCCAGAGCUUCCCAGAACUUCUCAGCACUGGAAUAGGAAUCAGGUUUUUGGAAUAUUUCACAUCCCUAAACAACCCUAAGAUAGGAAUAUGUCAUGGUGAUGCCUCAAAGUAGCAUCGCCAUUUAUUUAUAAAGUCCAGGUUCUAGCUCCCUACAGGGCCUCAAUGUCAGCUCUGAAUAAGAUUAUAUACAAAGGUGGCGCUUCCAAAACUGAUCGCUCAGAUCUCACCGGAAGACUUCAUUAUUGUAAGUCUACUCAGACCCUCUUCACAAGGCUGCUGUUUUUCUGCCCUCACUCUAUCCCUCAUCAGUGCCCAAACAAGAAUAGUAAGCCACCAGCCAAGGUAUGUUUUCAAAUCAAUUCCAUAGGCUAAACAAACCACCUUGCAGAAACAGCUGUCCCAAUCCCGAAUUUUUGCAGAGUCAUCCUACAACAUGAGGUAGCGGUAUUAGAGGUUCAGGAAAAUCCCUGCUUCUCGUAGCACUGCCUCCUGUUCCAGAGAGGACUAAUCUAACUGGUGACCCAGGCCCUGCUCCUUAGAAUCUUCUGCUUCUCAUUCUGCUAAUUUAUAAAGAUAACUGACUUUUUAAAAAGUCUGUGCUUCAGCCGGGUGUGGUGGCGCACGCCUUUAGUCCCAGCACUCGGGAGGCAGAGGUAGGUGGAUCACAGUGAGUUUGAGGCCACCCUGAGACUACAUAGUGAGUCCCAGGUCAGCCUGGGCUAGAGUGAGACCCUACCUCAAAAAAACAAACAAACAAAAAAAGUCUGUGCUUCAGUUCUCACCUUGUAAAUAAUGCUUAACAUGAACAUGUACUUACAUGGAACUAGAUCCAUAACUGUCAUGUUCUUAUUCUUGGCUACCUUAAACCUAUGCUUUUAUAUCUCAGAAACCAGAAACUGUGCCAAAGACAGUGGGAAGGUAAAUGAAUGCUCACUAUUGGCCACUUGUACCUGAAAUCUUCAAGAUGAUGAUACCGAAUUGUCAUGUGAACAUCAUAGUGACCAAUGAUUUGAUGUAAAAUUUAAAAUGAAAAUAUUGGAUUUAUUUAUAAGAAAUAAACCUAGAUAUAAAUAAA
Jaculus jaculus (lesser Egyptian jerboa) is the source of this 3486-nucleotide messenger RNA. RefSeq names its product solute carrier family 1 member 1 (gene Slc1a1). The record is from RefSeq and is a predicted model, not a curated record. Gene Ontology annotation, molecular function: glutamate:sodium symporter activity; L-glutamate transmembrane transporter activity; L-cysteine transmembrane transporter activity. Gene Ontology annotation, biological process: L-glutamate transmembrane transport. NCBI's taxonomy places the organism in Eukaryota, Metazoa, Chordata, Mammalia, Rodentia, Dipodidae. Gene Ontology annotation, cellular component: plasma membrane. The transcript is spliced from 12 exons. Bases 82 to 1650 code for a protein of 522 amino acids.